This is a messenger RNA of Planococcus citri (citrus mealybug), 1319 nucleotides long. RefSeq names its product Ribulose-5-phosphate-3-epimerase (gene Rpe). The record is from RefSeq and is a predicted model, not a curated record. Gene Ontology annotation, molecular function: metal ion binding; D-ribulose-phosphate 3-epimerase activity. The transcript has 5 exons. Gene Ontology annotation, biological process: pentose-phosphate shunt, non-oxidative branch; pentose-phosphate shunt; carbohydrate metabolic process. The coding region runs from base 467 to 1159 and encodes 230 amino acids. Gene Ontology annotation, cellular component: cytosol. Lineage: Eukaryota; Metazoa; Arthropoda; Insecta; Hemiptera; Pseudococcidae.
GAAACUUGAAAGUGAAACCUACUAGGAAAGUCCGGAAGGAGAUUUUUCUUAUUAUUUCGGCUGUAAAGAGAAAAACUAGAUUAAAGCAAUAAAAAGCUCAGAAUCAUCACGUCGUGUGCGUCAAAAGUUAACCGGUUUGGAAAAUAUGUGCCGUGUGCAUUUCGCUAUUCGAUUCAUGAGAUAAGAAUACUUUAAAAUACUACAUCAAAAUCGUCAUUGAUUUCUUCUUUUUUCGUAGUAAAAGAUAAAUUUACUUAUGUUUUUCAAUUUUCUGAAGAAAACUGCGACUGCGACGUUCCAUGAUUCCUCAGGUAGUGGUUGUUAUUUGUUAGCAACGUCGAUAACACUCGAUGUUGUAUCCAUCGAAACUUGACAUUCAAACGUUCAAUCAUUACACCCAACUUUCUCCACCUCAGGUCCAGGUUAAUUCGAACCCUCUAACUCGGAAAUAAUAUAAGUUUCCAAAAUGGAAAAGAAAAAUAUAUCCGCUCAGAUUGGUCCAUCUAUAUUGAAUGCCGAUUUAUCGAAUUUAGCUCAAGAAUCUCAACGGUUAUUGGAUUAUGGAGCAGAUUACAUUCACUUAGAUGUAAUGGACGGAACUUUUGUACCAAAUAUAACAUUCGGCCAUCCUCUGGUGAAAUGUUUGCGUAAAAACAUUCCAGAUGCUUUUUUUGAAACACACAUGAUGGUUCAAGAACCUUAUAAAUGGAUAGAGCCGACUGCAGAUGCCGGAGUUCAGCUUUAUACGUUUCAUAUUGAACCAUGUACUGACGUACCAUUCGUAUGCAGAAAAGUUAAAGAAUCUGGAAUGAUGGUAGGUUUAGCCAUCAAACCUAACACGAAAGUUGAAGCUGUUGCUGAAUAUAUCGACGUCGCUGAUAUGGUAUUGAUUAUGACUGUCGAACCAGGUUUUGGUGGACAGAAAUUUAUGCCCGAUAUGAUGAAAAAAGUGAAAUGGCUGAGGUCUAAUUACCCAUUGCUAGAUAUCGAAGUUGAUGGUGGCGUAGGAUUAGAAUCGAUUGAUGCUUGUGCCGAGGCCGGAGCUAAUAUGAUUGUUUCUGGAACUGCUGUCGUCGCUGCUAAAGAUCCAAAAUAUGUGAUUGAUAAGAUGAGAACCGUCGUAAAUGAUGCAAUUUGUUGUUAUUCAAUUCAGAAAUGAGGUUUUGUUUAUUGUUGUUAAAAUGUGAGGUGUUCCUUGAAAAAUUGUUACCAAGGAUUUUUCUUUCCAAACGUCUAGGGAUAGGUAGUAAUUUUUUUAAUUUUCUCUUUCAAGAUAUUUUGUAAAAUGUAUUUUUAAAGAAUUACAAUAAUUUUCCAAA